AUGCCGAAGCGAGGUAGAGCAACCUCAACCGACGCGUCAUACGCCGCUGAGCACGGCGUUGUGGAGGUAAGCGACGCGGACAGCCCAACCACGCAGCCGAUCAGCGUGGAGGAGAUGAUGGAGUCUCAGCGGGAUCCUCUGCUAGAGCAGCAGCUGGACGCACUGGAGGUGGACGAGGACUUCCGUGAAUCCAUUCGAGCUAUGACGCCGAAUACGCGCAGAGACGUCUUGAAUGACAUCAUCCGCCAUCAGCAACACACCGAGAUUGAAGAGGGCUUGAUGCGAGGCUUCCAUGUAGGCGACUUUGGCAGCGCGGGGCCGCUCUUCACGUUUGGCGCGGGUAUACCACCUGGCAUGCAUCAGGUGCACAUGAUGGGUGGCUCUCAGGGGGAUACUGACGCUGACGACUACGCUGACAUGAUGGGCGAUGUUGAGGAGGAGGAAGAGGGCGAACUGCACGACUCCGAUAGACAUGCGGCGGUCGAGGAGGACGAGGAGGCGGAGACGGGGUUCACAGUUGAGAGGCCGCCAUUUUUACUGCGCGGCAUGGCAAUGGGCUCCAUCGACAAUGCCGGGAUGCCGCAUGUACAGGACCUUGGAGGACAGUCCCCGCAGCAGGCGGGAGCGCCACCGUCCGUUCUCGAUAUUCUCCGACUUAUUGCCGGGCACAGCACACCGCAGGCUCGCAGUCGCGGCGGCGAUGGCCUCCAUCACCAGGGCCGCGGCUCGGGCCAGCGCACCGCCUUCGAGGAGGGCAUGAUGAACCUCCACAACCUCAUCGGUGUGCUGCAGCAAGCUAAUGUGAUGCAGUCCAUGGGCCUGGACCAUGACAUCGACGAUAUGACGUACGAGGAGCUACUGGAGUUGGAAGAGCGCAUCGGAAACGUCAGCAAAGGCGUACCACCGGCCUUGCUCGACAGCUGCAUGGUACCGCUGCGAAGCACAUCGGCCGACGCUGGCACGUGCGCCGUCUGCCAAGAGGAGCUCAGCGGCACCUCCGCUACGGCCGCGGCCGCGGCCAGCGCCGCACCCACCGCUACCUCGCCUAGCGGCACGGACAAGGCGUGUGUCAAGCUGCUCAACUGCCCUCAUGCGUUCCACAAGCCAUGCAUCAACCAGUGGCUAACCCAGAAUAAGACAUGCCCCAUCUGCAAAGUGGAGGUGUUGCCGAAGCCAGCGCCGUCGUCGUCCUCGGCUCCUUCGUAG
Messenger RNA from Leishmania mexicana MHOM/GT/2001/U1103, 1206 nucleotides. RefSeq lists its product as hypothetical. Bases 1 to 1206 code for a protein of 401 amino acids. NCBI's taxonomy places the organism in Eukaryota, Euglenozoa, Kinetoplastea, Trypanosomatida, Trypanosomatidae. Gene Ontology annotation, molecular function: zinc ion binding; ubiquitin protein ligase activity. The transcript has a single exon. The record is from RefSeq and is a predicted model, not a curated record.